CCGCAGCCUGGCGAUUACCUGGAGCCGGGGCCGCCUCUCUUUCCCCCUGGCGUCCGCAGAAGGAGAAGCAGCCGCCGGCGGAGGAAGAUUCACGGGGAAGCGUCUCGAAGGCGGCCCGAGAGGAUGGAUGUGGCACCUCCCAGCUACUGUUUUGUUGCAUUUCCACCAUCUACUAAAGAUGGCCAUGUAGUGGUUGGAAAAAAUUCUGCACGUCCUCGUGAUGAAGUUCAGGAGGUAGUUUAUUUUGCUGCUGCUACUUAUGAUCCAGGAUGUAAAGUUGAGUGCACAUACAUUGAGAUAGACCAAGUACCUAAGACAAAUGCUGUUGCACUGAGCAGACCUUCCUGGCUCUGGGGGGCUGAAAUGGGAGCCAAUGAACAUGGACUUUUCAUUGCUAAUGAAGCUGUGCUAGCCAGAGAACCAGCCUCUGAAACUGAAGCCCUCCUAGGAAUGGAUCUUGUGAGACUUGGGCUCGAAAGAGGUUCAACUGCUAAAGAAGCCUUGGAUGUCAUUGUCUCACUGCUGGAAGAAUAUGGUCAAGGUGGAAAUUACUAUGAAGAUGGAAGUAUGUGCCACACCUUCCUGUCUGCUUAUCUGAUAGUGGACAGAAAAGAAGCUUGGGUGUUGGAUACUAUUGGGAAAUAUUGGGCAGCAGAGAAGCUUACAGAGGGAGUAAAGUGCAUUUGCAACUGUCUGUCUGUAACUACCAAAAUUGAUGCAGAGCACCCUGGGCUUAGAGGUUAUGCAGAAAGUAAAGGAUGGUGGAGCACAGAUAAGGAGUUCAAUUUUGCUGAAGUAUUUUCCCAAGUUGAUGAUCGUUUAAAAUGUUGCUUGGGGAAGGAGACCUUUAGAAAGCAAGAAGGCAACAUCACUGUGGAAACAAUGAUUGACCUAUUGCGUGACAAGGCCGAGGGCAUAUCUGUGGAUUCAGACUCUUUUCUUACUACAGCAAGCAUGGUGUCCAUCUUACCGCAGAAUCCGACUUCCCCAUGCGUUCAUUUUUUCACUGGCACACCAGACCCAUCCAAGUCCAUAUUUAAACCUUUUAUCUUUGUGGAUGGUGUGAAAGUAGUACCUAAAGUUCAGUCACCCAUUUUUGGUAGCGAAGAUCCUGUGAAAAAAAUUCCUCGGUUCCAGGAGAAACCUGAUCGCCGACAUGAACUGUACAAGGCGCAACAGCGGGCCCAAUCAGUCUUAGACAGCGAUGAUGAAAAAGGUCAGACAUUAAGAAGAACCAUGUUAAACCUUGAAAAACAAGGCUUGGAAGCAAUGGAGAGCAUAAUCUGUAGCUCUGAGAUUCUUGAUUCUUCAGAAAUAGAAGAUCUUUUCUAUGACUGCGUAGAUACAGAAAUCAAAUUCUUCAAAUGAAUGCCCAUAGCCACAGUUAGCCUUUGCACAAGAAGAACAUAGAACUCUUCAGGCCUUGAAAGAUAAUCUCACCAUAUUGCCGAAUUUGGGAGGAAAUAUUCAUCUUGUUAGAGAAAUUUUCCUCAGUAGCUAUAUCCAGUUAACAUCCUCCUUCAUCAUGUGUUGUCCUGUGUGUAGAGGGUUCACUGAUCGGUUCAGUUAGUAUAUGCAUGCUGGCCAAUGUAAUGCUGGAAUGUUUUGUUUUAUUUGGGCGACAAAACUUUAAAAAUGAAUAAUUUUAGAAAAGACCAUAUAGGUCUCAAUGUUGUUUUCAGAUCAAGCAGAAUCUUCUGAGAAUUUCCCUUCAAAAUACUGAUCCACUUUCAAAAGAAAGAUGGAUCACUUUAUGACUUCUAAAUGAUAUUUUUGAAUAGAAAAUGUGGAAGUGUUAAAAAAGAAAAUUCCAUUAUAAGGGGUUUAACUUUCAGCAACGGAAUGCCUUCUCACUAAUGCUAGUUUGAAUUAGAAUAAAAUCAACCUACACACACCUUAGAGAAAUUGCCCACCUAGUUCUCUAUUCCUCAGUAUCUCAUAUUUCUUUCUGCUGCAUCUCAACCAUUUCUCCAAAAGUUUUGUUUUGAAUGCUGCCAAUAUUAUUGGAAAUUGGUUGGAAUGGUUUAAAGAGAGGAAGUAUGUGUGAGGAUAUCAUCUAUCAGCUUUGAUUUAAGCUGCCAAUAUGUCUGUUACUGCUUUGCCAAAUAGCAGCAGUCUUUUAAAGCUACUUAAACAGUAGAACAGGAUCUAAUCCAGCAGACAGUGAUUACCAUUAUUAUGUAUUCUAAUAAAGCCCCAGAUGACCAAGGUUAAGUUUGCACACUUUGAUCGGCAGGGUUCAGACAAUUAAUGUGCUUAACCUAUUUCUUUCAUGAGACGACUAGACUGAUUCACUGACAUAGGCAUUUGCAGCAAACAAAUGGGUCAAACUGGCAUGUGUGUGGUAAUGUCAUAACAUAAACUCCGCCCUCAUGUGCUUGCAUCUCAUUGUCUGACACAGGUAUGUAACUUAGAGUUUUUUGCAUUAGGAUGCAUAUUGUAUCCCCCCACACCUCCAAAUGCCCAGGUUCACUGAUGUUACGAAAUUAGAAUUGGUUUCUAAAAGUGAUUGAAGGUGAAAGUGUUAUCUUCCUCCUAGUUUUUGUUUCCUGAAUCCAUUCUCCUUAUGUGAUUUGCGUGUUGUUCAUGCAUCCAGGCAACACUGGACAUUAUUAAAUACUUACCAAGUUCA
Molecule: messenger RNA, 2632 nt
Organism: Python bivittatus (Burmese python)
Lineage: Eukaryota; Metazoa; Chordata; Lepidosauria; Squamata; Pythonidae
Gene: SCRN1
Product: secernin 1
Biological process (GO): proteolysis
Molecular function (GO): dipeptidase activity; cysteine-type exopeptidase activity
Source: RefSeq, a predicted model, not a curated record